This is a messenger RNA of Aspergillus puulaauensis, 1650 nucleotides long. Its product is annotated as acyl--CoA ligase. The coding region runs from base 1 to 1650 and encodes 549 amino acids. The transcript has 4 exons. The record is from RefSeq and is a predicted model, not a curated record. Gene Ontology annotation, molecular function: CoA-ligase activity. NCBI's taxonomy places the organism in Eukaryota, Fungi, Ascomycota, Eurotiomycetes, Eurotiales, Aspergillaceae. Gene Ontology annotation, biological process: secondary metabolic process.
AUGUCACAGACGUCUGUUCCUGAGGUUGGCAUCUGGCAGCUGCUGUAUAACCACGGGGUUAAGCCGUUUCCAGAGAAUCAUGUGAUCUUCCAAGAUGGCGCUUCGAAAAAAUCAUACACAUACAAAGAUCUUCGGACGGCCUCACUGAACUUCGGCAGCUCAUUACGGAGUCAAUGGGGAUUCAGAAAAGGCGAUGUGCUGGCAUUGAUGUCCCCGAAUUGCAUCGAAACCCCAAUAGUGACGUGGGGAUGCCAUUAUACCGGGACAGUGGUCGCGCCCGUUAACCCAGGCUUGUCUGCACGGGAACUUCAGCAGCAGCUUUCUCGCAGCCAGGCAAAGGGUAUAGCCGUUCAUCCGUCUUGUCUGCGGACUGCGUUGGAGGCAGCAAAGCUAGCUGGUCUCGCCGAGAGCCGGAUACUGGUCUUGGGAACAAAGAGCGAAAGUGGCAUUGGAAGCACAACAGCCCAGUUUAUGGAUAAUGCUCCCUCGACACCUACCGAGCCCGAGAACAUUCAUCCGGACGAUGUCGCCUUCCUCGUCUACUCGUCCGGAACAAGCGGGCCUCCCAAGGGUGUCAUGGUGUCUCAUCGGAACGUCGUCGCAGAUGUCGUUCUACAAGCAGCGAUCGAGGGGCCGCAUGUUAACUGGAAGAACGAUCGGACGUUGGCUGUUCUUCCGACGUAUCAUAUAUAUGGCUUAAUAUGUCUCGUAUACCUCCCAGUCUUGCUAGGAACAUCGACAAUAUUCAUGGAAAAGUUCGAGCUGCAGACAUUCUGUAACUUGAUUCGCGAGCACUCAAUAUCGCAUGCCUACGUUGCACCACCAAUUGUGCUCCACCUAGCAAAGAAUCGCUCCAUCAACGGCUCAAACUUAGCUUCUCUACGGAUGAUCACAUCCGGAGGCGCACCGCUCGGGGAAGCUCUCAUCCAGGAGACAUAUAGCCGCUGGAAAGUUCCACUGCGACAGGCGUACGGGCUAUCCGAGACGACAUCUGUCUCUCAUAUUCAGCGCUGGGACAGCUGGAACAAAGGCAUCGGAUCAAACGGACCAGUGGUACCAGGAGUUCAAGCCAAAAUCGUAACGGACGGAGACCGAACCGCCGCCGUGAAAGAAGAGGGCGAGCUGUGGAUUAGUGGACCUACAGUUUUCAACGGCUACAUGAACGACCCGUCCUCCACAGAAGCCUGUUUCACUGCGGACCGGUGGUUCAAAACUGGAGAUAUCGGUUUCGAGGAUGAGAUGGGGAAUCUCUACAUCACAGACCGUGCAAAAGAUAUGAUCAAAUUCAAGGGGUACCAGAUAGCCCCGACGGAGCUGGAGGAUAUCCUAAUUGAACAUCCUGCUGUGAGCGAUGUCGCCGUCAUCGGUGUCUGGAACGAAGAGAUGCAUUCCGAAGUGCCGUUGGCAUAUUUAGUAGGCAAGGGUGAUGCAAAUGGGAGCGAGGACGUGGCUAGAUCGGUUAUGGAGCAUUUGAAGGGGAAAGUGGUGCAUUACAAACAUCUCCGAGGGGGCGUCGUCUGGAUCUCGCAGAUUCCGAAGAGUCCCUCGGGUAAGAUACUGAAACGGGUGUUGAAGGAUCGAGUUGCCAGCGUAGACAAAGGGAAGCAGAUCCUUGCUCCUGAAUAUGCUCGCUAUCGAUCCAAGCUGUAA